Messenger RNA from Phyllostomus hastatus (greater spear-nosed bat), 2366 nucleotides. RefSeq names its product solute carrier family 27 member 2 (gene SLC27A2). Gene Ontology annotation, biological process: very long-chain fatty acid catabolic process; long-chain fatty acid import into cell; bile acid biosynthetic process. Gene Ontology annotation, cellular component: endoplasmic reticulum lumen; endoplasmic reticulum membrane; peroxisomal membrane. Lineage: Eukaryota; Metazoa; Chordata; Mammalia; Chiroptera; Phyllostomidae. The record is from RefSeq and is a predicted model, not a curated record. Gene Ontology annotation, molecular function: fatty acid transmembrane transporter activity; long-chain fatty acid-CoA ligase activity; pristanate-CoA ligase activity. Bases 220 to 2082 code for a protein of 620 amino acids. The transcript has 10 exons.
GACGCCGAAGCCUCAGGCAGCCCACAGGUCACUCUACUGCCGCCACUCCACUCGGCCGACAGUCCGCUAAGGCAGUCCAGGCACUCCGCCGUCGCCCCAGCCUAGCUGCGUGCCCCAGCGCAGCCAGCCCGCCGUCCACCAGGAGCACCCCCAGCCGCCGCGCUGCACGCCCGGAGUGCGCCCUCCGCCCUCGCGGGGACAGAGGGCCCGGUCACCGUCAUGCUGCCCGCUAUCUACACGGUCUUGGCAGGGCUGCUGCUCCUGCCGCUGGUGGUGAAUUUCUGCUGUCCCUACUUCUUACAGGACACGGGCUUCUUCCUGCAAUUGGCUGGUUUGGCCCGGCGGGUGCGCGGAUACGGGCAGCGGCGGCCAGUGCACACCAUCCUGCAACAUUUCCUGGAUAAAGUGCGCCAGACCCCGCACAAGCCUUUCCUAAUCUUUGGCGAUGAGACACUCACCUACGCGCAGGUGGACCGACGCAGCAACCAAGUGGCACGGGCGCUGCGCGACCACCUCGGCCUGCGCCAAGGAGAUUGCGUAGCGAUUUUCAUGGGCAAUGAGCCGGCUUAUGUGUGGCUGUGGCUGGGGCUGCUGAAGCUUGGCUGUGCCAUGGCGUGCCUCAACUACAACAUCCGCACGAAGUCCCUGUUGCACUGCUUUCAGUGCUCCGGAGCGAAGGUGCUACUGGCCUCGCAAGAACUGCAAGCGGCUGUUGAAGAGGUGCUGCCCAGCCUGGAGAAGGACAGUGUGGCCAUCUACUACGUGAGCAGAGCAUCCAGCACAGAGGGGGUUGGCUCUUUGCUGGACAAAGUGGAUGAGGUGUCAACCGAGCCCAUCCCAGAGUCAUGGAGGUCCGAAGUCACUUUUUCCACUCCUGCCUUAUACAUCUAUACUUCUGGAACCACAGGUCUCCCGAAAGCUGCAGUGAUCACUCAUCAACGCAUAUGGAAUGCAACCUUCCUCUCUUCUCUAAGUGGGGUGAACAAAGAUGAUAUCCUCUAUGCCCCUCUGCCCUUGUACCACAGUGCUGCGCUUCUGAUCAGCUUGCAUGGAAGUAUUGUGGCUGGUGCUACUAUUGUUUUGCGGAACAAAUUUUCAGCCAGCCAGUUUUGGGAUGACUGCCGAAAACACAAUGUCACUGUCAUUCAGUACAUCGGCGAACUGCUUCGGUACUUGUGUAACUCGCCCCAGAAACCAAACGAUCGUGAUCACAAAGUGAGACUAGCAUUAGGCAAUGGCUUGCGAGGAGAUGUGUGGAGAGAAUUCAUCAAGAGAUUUGGGGACAUUCACAUUUCUGAGUUCUAUGCUGCUACUGAAGGCAAUGUCAGCUUUGUGAAUUAUACAGGAAAGAUUGGUGCUGUUGGAAGAAUAAACUACCUACAAAAAAAAAUUAUGUGUUAUGAGCUAAUUAAAUAUGAUGUGGAGAAAGAUGAACCUGUCCGAGAUGAAAAUGGAUACUGCAUAAAAGUUCCCAAAGGUGAAGUUGGACUCCUGAUUUGUAGAAUAUCAGAAUUUACACCAUUUGUUGGCUAUGCUGGAGCAAAGACUCAGACGGAGAAGAAAAAAAUGAGAGACGUCUUUAAGAAAGGAGACAUCUAUUUCAACAGUGGAGAUCUCCUGAUGGCUGACAAUGAAAACUUCAUCUACUUCCAUGACAGGGUUGGAGAUACAUUCCGGUGGAAAGGGGAAAAUGUGGCCACCACUGAAGUCGCUGACAUACUAGGACUGGUUGACUUUAUCCAAGAAGUGAAUGUGUACGGAGUGACUGUGCCAGGUCAAGAGGGCCGAAUUGGCAUGGCCUCGAUCAAGAUGAAGGAAGAUUAUGAAUUUGAUGGGAAAAAAAUCUUUAAGCAUGUUGCUGAUUGCCUGCCCACUUACGCAAGGCCCUACUUUCUAAGGAUACAGGACACCAUUGAGGUCACUGUAACUUUUAAACACCGCAAAAUGAACCUCAUGAAGGAGGGCUUUAACCCUGCAGUUGUCAAAGAUGCCUUGUAUUUCUUAGAUGAAAAAGCAAAAAUGUAUGUGCCUAUGACUGAGGAUAUUUACAAUGCCAUAAGUGCUGGAACUCUGAAACUCUGAAAUUUCUCAAGAGGAUAACUCCUAUUUCCAGAAAGAAACUGAAUGGAUCUAGUACAGCCACUUGAUAUAAUCCAACAAUAAUUUGAUUGAAGAUGGUGAGGUACAUUUUUAUGCAUACCAAUAAAGGGACACUUUUCUAAAUUACACCUGCAACUUUGCAAGUGAAAAGAUCUAGAGAUAAUUCUUUUUCAUUGUGCACCUACUGUUUGUAAUUGCAAACUAAGCUUGUUAGAGGAAGAGCAUUAUUUUUAAAAUCUGUAAUAAAAUAGAUGAAUGCCAACAUA